UCUUUGUUAAGAUGCAUACACUUUCAUGCAUCCGAGCCUUUUCAAACCAUCCCUCUCAUUUUCUUUUUCCAUUUAGUCUUCCCGGGCAUAUCUGGUUGGUCGCCCUGGGGGAGAAAGAGUUCCAUCAGGUUUAGUUCUGGACUGUACCUUACCUUCGGUCCUAACCUUCCUUACUAGUAGUAGCAUAGCCCAUGAAUCCCAUGCGACAAGAGCACUCCAUUGAACAUUCCCGGAAAUGUCACCACCCUCACCAUGGGAUUCAUCAUCCUGUCAUCCCACAACCUUUAAGUUUUUUUGAUGAUCGUGUCGGGGUCUGGGAAGCAACCUACACACGGACCAAGCGUUGCUGUCAUGGAGGGUCGAGACUCAUGUUUCCCACCAAUCGUCGUCAUCUGAUGGGGAAUCCAUCAGUCCACAGAAAGCUCGUUCUCAACCAUGCCAAGACUGGGCCGUGUGGAUUCUCUCUUGACUCUGGCAUGUCUUCUUGCAGCCGAUGCAGCUGGACUAUCAGACGCCUCAUCCGAUCUCUGAUAUCCGUGCCUCAACCCAGUGUCCUUCCCUUUAAAAGCCUCCCACUGAUUCCAAAUACGAGACUUUCCCUCCGGUCGAUGAAAGCGACCCCGGAAGAUGUCACACAAACAACUUCCCAGCUCUUACUUUAGUUCACAUUUCCUAGUCGCCUCCACUGCUUACGGCAUCAUUUGCAGCGUCUCACGGACCUCCUCCAGACCCUCUUUCAGACAGGUCAACUGUCAGCUCUGCAGGCCACAUUGACCUGUGAGUCCAUAGUAUCCGGAUAAGGUUCAAUGUGUAGUAUCCACACGGCCUGAUUGGGAACCCGCUGGAUGAUGCCAUGCAUAAGAAGGAGUUAUAUAC
Messenger RNA from Aspergillus caelatus, 876 nucleotides. RefSeq lists its product as uncharacterized. Bases 192 to 662 code for a protein of 156 amino acids. The transcript has 3 exons. The record is from RefSeq and is a predicted model, not a curated record. Lineage: Eukaryota; Fungi; Ascomycota; Eurotiomycetes; Eurotiales; Aspergillaceae.